This is a messenger RNA of Punctularia strigosozonata HHB-11173 SS5, 3036 nucleotides long. RefSeq lists its product as uncharacterized. The record is from RefSeq and is a predicted model, not a curated record. The transcript is spliced from 23 exons. Gene Ontology annotation, molecular function: zinc ion binding; DNA ligase (ATP) activity; ATP binding. Bases 118 to 2994 code for a protein of 958 amino acids. Gene Ontology annotation, biological process: DNA repair; DNA recombination. NCBI's taxonomy places the organism in Eukaryota, Fungi, Basidiomycota, Agaricomycetes, Corticiales, Punctulariaceae.
CCCGUAUCGCUACCCCUGAAGCCCGAAAACUCGUGCACUGUAUUUUACUACUCUGACCCUUACCCCGACGCCGCGUAAGGACGGGAAACCGCAAAGGACCACUACGCGAUCACAAAGAUGGCCCAGGACGAGCUGGCGGAGAUCGCUGGCGUGAAGCCCCUGCGCGUACUGGCCGACGGCGAGGAGGUCGAGGCCAAGUCGCAGUCCAGUAAGAGCGUGUAUAAAGUCAAACGCACGGCGGACCAUUACCACUGCACGUGUCCGGCGUGGAGAAACCAGAAGGGCGUCACGGUGGACGCGCGGACGUGUAAACAUCUGCGCGCGAUCCUGGGCGACGCGUACGAGGACGCGCGGAUCGCGGCGAAAGGAGGGGCCGCGACCGGUGCUGCGAAGGCGAAGGGGGGCGCGAAGCGGAAGAAGGCGGCUGACGAGGAGGUGGAGGCGGAUGGCGGAGAGGAGGACGAGAAGCCCGCGCUGCGGAGCAGCAAGAGGGUAAAGACCGCCUCCGGUUCCAAUCCGCCCUCGAAGGCCAAGCCCCCAUCCAAGCCGAAACCUGCAUCGAGGGCCAAACGAACGCUCAAAGUCGAAGAGCCUGACGCGGACGGUGACGAGGAAGACCCGAUGGAGGUCGACGGACCCCAGGCGGAGGGCGACGAGAAAGCCGUGGCUGCGGACGAAUUGAGCGAGGACGAGAUGGCUUGUAUCGACGGCGUACGGCCGGCGGUGUACCUCAAAGAUGGCGAGGAGAAGGAGGUGCAGUCGCAGUCGAAGGGCAAAGGGAAAGCGGCGGGCGGAACGGUGUACAAGAUCAAGCGGACCUGGGACCACUAUUACUGCUCGUGCCCCGCUUGGCGGAAUCAGAAGGGUGUCGUGACGGAAGCGAGGACGUGCAAACACCUGCGCGCCACGCUCGGCGACGCGUAUGAAGAUGCUCGGAUCGCGCGCAAACAGGCGCAAGGUGCUCCUGGCGUGACGGGCGCGCCUGACGCGUCAAAAGCGGGUUCGAAACCCGCGUUGAAGCGCGGCAAGCUCGCAUCCACGUCCAAGGCGAAACCGGAGAGCGCGGCGUCCAAGCCCGCGUCGUCGACGAGGGCGACAAGGGGGUCUCAGCGAGAGACGAUCGAGGAAGAGGAAGCCGAAGACGCCGAAGGCGAAGUCAAGGAAGAGGAGGGUGCGAGCGACCAUGGCGGGGACGCAGAAGGCGAGCGGGCUGCGGCCGAUGACGCGGAUGAGCUGGCAGUUGUCGGCGGCGUGCGUCCGGCUGUGUACCUCAAGGACGGCGAGGAAAAGGAGGUACAGUCUCAAUCGAAAGGGAAGGGCAAAGCAGCGAGCGGGACGGUGUACAAGAUCAAGCGGACAUGGGACCAUUAUUACUGCUCAUGCCCCGCUUGGCGGAAUCAGAAGGGCGUCGUGACGGAGGCCAGGACGUGCAAACACCUCCGCGCUACGUUAGGCGAUGCGUACGAGGACGCCCGAAUCGCGCGCAAGCAAGCACAAGGCGCUCCGGGUGUGACUGGCGCGCCUGACGCUUCCAAGGUGACGUCCAAGCCUGCCUCGAAGAGCGGCAAGCCCGCUUCUUUGUCCAAGACGAAGCCACAGAGCGUAGCGUCUUCGUCCAGGGCAACACGGGAGUCGAACCGAGAAGCGAUUCAAGAGGAGGAGGCCGAAGACGCUGAAGACGAAAUCAAGGAGGAGGAUGAGGUCGAUGAGGUCGAGGAGGUCGAGGAAGACGAGAAGCCUAACGACUCACCGGGAUUGGCGGAUGAACUAGCGUGCAUCAACGGGGUUCGACCGAAGGUGUACAUGAAAGAUGGUGACGAGCGUGAAGAGAAGAGCAUGACGAGUUCAUCAGUAUACAAGAUCAAGCGGACUUGGGAUCACUAUUACUGCACCUGCCCAGCGUGGAGGAACCAAGGCGGCAUGCCGGUCAACGCGCGCUCGUGCAAACAUCUGCGGGCGGUACUCGGGGACGAGUAUGAGGAUGCGAGGCUGACGUUGAAAAACCCGCACGGGUUCAAACCGGCGUCGAAGGGCAAGGGCAAAGCGAAACCGCGGUCGAAGAAAACGAAAGGGGACGGCGGAGAAGACGAAGACGAAGACGAAGACGCGGAUGCGGACGACAACGCCGGUACUCGGAGGGUCCCUGAGCUGCUCCUCGCGAAUAAGUGGGACCUCGAAAAGGGACCGGACCCGACGGGCUGGUGGAUGUCCGAAAAGCUUGACGGCGUUCGGACGUACUAUGACGGGGUGGCGAACAAGAUGUACAGCCGACUCGGGAACGCGUUCACGCCACCGGAUUGGUUCUUGGACAAGCUCCCCAAGGAUAUCACACUGGAUGGCGAGCUCUUCGGUGGACGCGGCGAAUUCCAGAACACGGUGUCCAUCGUCAAGACAGUCAACUCGCCACAUUGGCAGGGUAUCUCGUUCCAGAUCUUCGACGUGCCCUCCAUGGGCGAAGAACCCUUCGAGGACCGCCUCGCGUUCCUGGAGCGCACGUUCGGCGAAAACGGGGAGAAACGGCAGGCGCAGAUCGAGGUUGUGAAGCAUGAGCGGGCGGAGAGCAGGGAGCAUGUGAUGAGCAAGCUGGAGGAGGUGGAGAGAUUGGGCGGCGAAGGGCUGAUGUUGCGGAAGCCCGGGUCGUUAUAUGAAGGGAGGAGAUCGAGCACGCUGCUCAAGAUCAAGAGCUUCUACGACGCCGAGGCCCGCGUGGUGGGAUACGUCCCCGGGAAGGGCAAGUACAAGGGGAUGACGGGAGCGUUGCAAUGCGUCAUGGCGUCUGGCAAGAAAUUCGCGGUCGGCACUGGGAUGUCGGAUAAGCUACGUCAAAACCCGCCGAAGGUCGGGACGAUCGUCGUGUACCGGUUCCAGGAGCUCACCCGGGACAGCGUACCGCGGUUCCCGUCGUACGUGGGCGAGGCAGUCGAUAAGACGGAACCGAAGGACGCGGAGGUGCCGGAGCAUCGGAAGGUGGUGACGGGCGGCGACGAUGCGUGAGGACGAUGAUGGUCGCAUAUGCUAUGCUUGAGGAGGAUGAAG